AUGCAAGUCAAAAUUCAAGAAACUGUCACGGUUCAACCCGCCACACCACCAUUUGAUCACGAUCAUGAUCAUGUUCUUCCUCUCUCCCACCUCGACACUGAUCGAAACCUCCACGUCACUUUCCGUUACCUUCGCGUUUACGCCGCCAACGACAACCACCCUGCAGAGCCUUUCCACGUCAUCACCGCAGCGCUAUCCACCGCCCUCGUUAGCUACUACCAUUUCACCGGAACUCUCCGCCGACGCCACCUAGACGGCCGCCUCGAGCUGCAUUGCCAAUUGGGGAAAGGAGUGCCGGUCAUUCGCGCCGCGGUGGAGUGCUCGUUGAGUUCGUUAAGCUACCUUGAUGAACUGGAUGAAAAGUUUGUUGAGCAGUUAGUACCGGACCCUGAUUCGGACGAGGUUAUGACCCGACCCAUGAUAUUGCAAAUGACGGGUUUUGAGUGCGGGGGUUUUGUUCUAGGGGCAGCCAUACACCAUUCACUUUGUGAUGGGCUUGGAGCCUCCGUGUUUUUCAAUGGCUUGGCGGAGUUGGCCCGUGGGGCUGGUCAAAUAACUGUCGAACCGGUUUGGGACCGGGUGAAUUUGCUUGGGCCUAGGAACCCGACUAGAAUUGAGUUCCCUUUUCAAGAUUUUUUGAGCUUGGAUAAGGACCUGUCACCAUAUUCGGAUUCUGUUAAACGGGUUAUUAAGGAGUGUUUUAAUGUGAAAGAGGAGUGGUUGGACCGGCUUAAGGAGCUUUUGUAUGAAAAAUCCGAGUUAAAAUUUACCACUUUUGAAGCUUUGGGUGCUUUUAUAUGGCGAGCAAGGGUUAAAGCCUCUGAAAUCUCUGGGGAUGAAAAAGUGAGUUUCACAUAUUCAAUGAACAUGAGAAAGUUGGUGAAACCUCCAUUGCCUGUUGGCUACUGGGGAAAUGGCUGUGUCCCAAUGUACAUUCACCUCACUGCCAGAGAACUUGUGGAGCAACCCGUAUGGAAAACAGCUGAUUUGAUCAAGAAAAGCAAAUACAACGCCACUGACGAAUAUGUUCGUUCCUAUAUCGACUUUCAGGAGUUGCAUUAUGAGAAGGGAAUCACGGCAGGGCCAAGGGUGAGUGGGUUUACGGAUUGGCGGCAUUUGGGUCAUUCCACCGUGGACUUCGGCUGGGGUGGCCCUGUGACAGUGUUGCCGUUGUCCAGGCACCUGCUGGGGAGUGUUGAGCCUAGUUUCUUCUUGCCUUGCUCUUCAGCUAGUGAAGGGAAGAAAGAUGGGUUCAAGGUUUUGGUGCAUCUGCAGGAAGAUGCAUUGCAAGGGUUUAGAGAAGAAAUGGACAAGUUAAAGAACAUGGAUACCCUGUCUUGA
Messenger RNA from Fraxinus pennsylvanica, 1341 nucleotides. The record is from the annotation of a GenBank genome assembly. Lineage: Eukaryota; Viridiplantae; Streptophyta; Magnoliopsida; Lamiales; Oleaceae.